Messenger RNA from Solea solea (common sole), 12416 nucleotides. It is a transcript of the gene crebrf, whose product is annotated as creb3 regulatory factor. The record is from RefSeq and is a predicted model, not a curated record. Gene Ontology annotation, biological process: regulation of transcription by RNA polymerase II; response to unfolded protein. The transcript has 10 exons. Bases 363 to 2555 code for a protein of 730 amino acids. Gene Ontology annotation, cellular component: nucleus. Gene Ontology annotation, molecular function: RNA polymerase II transcription regulatory region sequence-specific DNA binding; DNA-binding transcription factor activity, RNA polymerase II-specific. Lineage: Eukaryota; Metazoa; Chordata; Actinopteri; Pleuronectiformes; Soleidae.
AGAAAAACAAAACAAACCCGAUAGAGCUGCGGCAGCGUGUAGACUCCAUUGAAAAGUGGGCCUUAUUACCUCCAACUCGACAGCACACAGAGGUCCCGGGCGAGGAGAGGCGCGUGAGGGGACUUUCCUUGAGACCUACAGCACACAGAGAGCCACAGCAGACCAGACCAGGUAGAGCCCAGUUACUGACUCCCUCUCCCCACCCCCAUCCCCCUUCCAGCCUCAGAGGCUGCAUCCACCAACUCGCCGCAAUCGUCACACUCAGCAGUAAUUUACUGUGCUGAUCAGACAAAGUCACGCCACUGGGACUGGACAGGAGACCCAGAGGUUCCCCCCGCUGGAGCUCUAAGCUGUGCCUGGCAAUGCCUCAGCCCAGCGUCAGUGGGAUGGAGCCUCCCUUUGGGGACGCCUUUCAGAACUACUCAUUUGCUGACCAGGCUUUGACCAGCACUGAGCUACUUGCCACCAGCUCUGACCCAGACUUCAUGUACGAACUGGAUAGGGACAUGAGCCACCGACAGAGUCCCUGUGGGGACAGUGUAGUGGGGGCCGGUGAUGGAGGAAAGGAGGUUGAGGGCAGCAUGGAUCAGCUCAUGGGUUUCGGCGAGACUGAGACGGUGUGCAGCAGCUCAGCGUUUGAACAGUGGGACUCCUACUGGGAAGACCUCACCAGAUACACACGGCUGGCCAGCUGUGAUAUCUGGGGAACUAAAGAGGUGGAUUUCCUUGGAUUGGAUGAUUUUUCUAGUCCCUACCAGGAUGAGGAGGUGAUCAGUCGAACCCCGACCCUGGCUCAACUCAAUAGUGAGGAUUCUCAGCCUGUGUCUGAGACCCUCUACCCCCCUGCUGCCGACCUGACCCUGCCCACCCCCCAGCUUCAGACUCAGCCCUCCCAGUUUCCUUGGCACAGUAAGAGAGCCAUGCACCCAGGCCAAGGAUCUGGCCCUGGCUCUGUACGGCCCUCCCAAAGCUCCACAUCUGGUUCUCGUCCCUCCCGCAGUCUUCUCCCAGACUUCCCUGAAGGCUCCCAAAAAGCCACCAGGCCUGUGCCCUCCAGCACUGAAACUGUGGCUAAGAACCAGAACCAUCUAAGUCUCACCCAGAACCACAGCCAGGCUCAAAGCAAGACCCCAGUGCGAGGAACCAAGAUGCUUGCUCCAUCAUCCCAUGGUUCUGACUUCGUUCGGAAAGCUAAAGUUCGUGUGAGUGCCGUGCAAAAGGCUCAGCCAACCCUUCCCAUCCAGCCAGAUCCAAAGUCAGUUCCACCUCUACCUCUCUCCCAGCCCCAAGACGAAAAGGCUUCCACUUCAGCUUGUGCUACAUUAGUGGGAUUUCCUGGUGCUGCAGCCGGUGGCUCUGGCACCCUGACAAGCUUUGAGAGGAGGGCAGAGGGGACAGGAAAGAAAGAGAUGCCUGUUGGCUGGUCCUCCUCUGUGCCUCAACUAGUGGAGACAAACCAGGCCCUGGAGGGCAGCACCUCUGGGCUGGUGAGUAGUGGUGAAACUGUGGCAGUGGCUAGCAGCAGCAGUCCUGGUGUUCUGGUUGUCGAGGGCGCUGUGGAGAAAAGCAAGGAGGAGGAACACAACUACUCGCUGUUCCUGACCCGCACCCAACAGGCCGGCAGAACCCAUGCCCUGCUGGACGAGGAUGAGGAAGAGGAGGAUGAGGAAGAGGCAGAUGAGGAGGAGGAAGCUGAUGGACUGGAACUAGACGACGAAGACCACGAUGAAGGAUUUGGCAGUGAGCAUGAGCUUUCUGAGAAUGAAGAGGAGGAGGAGGAGGAGGAAGAGGAGGAGGAUGAUGACUAUGAAGCAGACAAGGACGACGACAUGAGUGAUGCCUUUUCUGAACCAGGCUGUGACAUGGAGCUGAUGGAAGACAUUAAAGGCCUGACAGCAGGAGUCUCUACCCGGAAAAGAGGCAAGCGUCGCUACUUUUGGGAGUACAGCGAACAGCUCACCCCCUCCAAACAGGAACGUAUGCUAAAGCCUUCUGAGUGGGACAGACACACGCUGCCUAGCAACCUGUACCAGAAGAAUGGGCCUCUCCAUGGAAAGUACAUGUUGAAAAAGUCGCGUCGCACAGAUGUGGAAGACCUGACUCCCAAUCCGCGAAAGUUGCUGCAGAUCGGCACCGAGCUCCGCAAACUGAACAAGGUGAUCAGCGACUUGACGCCGGUGAGCGAGCUGCCGCUGACUGCACGGCCGCGCUCCCGCAAGGAGAAGAACAAGCUGGCAUCCAGAGCUUGUCGUUUGAAAAAGAAAGCCCAGUACGAAGCCAACAAGGUGAAACUCUGGGGACUCAGUACAGAAUACGAUCGGCUGCUCUUUGUGAUCAAUACUAUCAAGGAGGAGAUUGUGGCACGAGUCGAGGACUCUACUCCCCGGCCGACCAACAUGACUGACACUCUGGAGCGGCUCAUCCAGGAGACACUUGUGGCAUCACCUGUUGCUGGGGAGACGUCAGACUUUGUCAACAAGAUCUUGGAGAACACAGGAAGCGGCGACCCCACUGGAGGACUUGUGGGACUGCGAGUGCCCACUUCCAAAAUCUAGACAAGCCGCUGUCCACCGAGAGGAGUGGACUCAAUAUUACCACCGUGCUGUCCCAUUGUAACUAUGCUCCCCUCUGCAUGCCCCUCCAACCCCGCACACAUGUACACAUUCUUAGUCACACAAACACACAUACCACAUGUUGUGUGUAUGUAUGUGUGCUUGUUAACAGCCAUGCACCUGUAUGGCCCAUACAACGUAGCUUCCUGCCUCUGCAUUCUGCACGCAGAGUCGGCCCGUCACCGUUUCCCCAACCCAUCAUUAGCAUCUGUUGGGAAACGCGCCUCUCAAAGCAAACAAUGGUCGGGUGUAUAGCUAAUAGCACGUCCUAAAUCCACUGGUGAUUCUUAGAUGUGUUUAACAUAGCAUUGCGUUGGGUUGGUUGAGUCGGAGGUUCACUUCCAGGGCUGAGACAGAGACAGUCACACGAGUGCAACCACUGGAAUACUGAUGAUGGAGGAAGAGCUGUUACACCAUCAAAGGUUGAAAAGGGUUCCGGGUAUCAUUUCCUCGAAGAGCUUCACUUCACAUGGCAACGAAAGCGAAACGUGGGAUGUUCAAAAUUGACCCACCGAUAAAAGCACUUCACUGAGAAAAAAAAAAAGAAAAAAGCUUUGGUUGCAAAGACAGCUGCAGAGGGAAAAAAAAAUUCUGCAUGUUCUGAGGCCUUAUGGGGUGGCAGGAAAUAUUUUGUAUUGAAGGCCUAAAUAUGUUCCUGCCAUCCCCUGUUUGCCAAUCAGCUUGUUGAAAUGUGGGCGUUAUCUCCUCACAAAUUAAUGCCACAAACAAAACAACGACAACAAAAAAGCACUUGCUGAAGCUGAAAGUUAAAAAGGAGAAACUACAGUAUGUGGCAUCCUGCUGGGUUGGUGACUCAGUUGUUGACCAUGUGGAGAGGAAGCACAUGUAGUUUGGUGCUUAUUUUGGCCUUGUGCUGGUUAUGACUGGACUGGGACUGGGAGUGGACUGUGAGGAAGAUCAUGGUGGUGAUGAAGAAGACACGGACAGUGAUCCAUCUCCUCCAACAGUCUCACACACACAUGUACAUAGAGGUGUCUCCCAGUGAAAAGCAGCACCGGCUCCCCUUUUUUUUGUACAGUAGAGGUGACCAGGCUAACAGUUUGGUGUGUUCAUACUAGUGUUUGAUCAAAGUUCUAUUCAUUGUGCCUUUUUUAUGUAUGUGUGUGUUUCUGUGAGUGUGAGUGAGGAUGUGAGAGGGACUGAACAAGGAGAGGUGAUUGGACAGAACUCCUUGAGGUUCCAUUUUGAGGCGAGGACUACUUUACACUGAGGGUGAUUGUUAGUGAAUGUGAGGAGGGAGACACCUGUCGGGGUUUAGUGUGUAUUUCAGUUGUUUAAAGAUAUUCUGAAUGUACAUAAAAACAAGUGGAAGCUCUCGUUGCGUGAUGCCACAGAGUCUGUGUAUAUAGGAGGGCUCUGCAAUAGAUUACUUGUGGUUUUUGGUACUUUUGUCUUUGAGGGUAAGGGUUAGGGGUUUACCGGAUAUUUUCGUUCAAGAGUUACAAAAAAAUAAUAUUUGCACACUAUAUUUUGAUUGUUUUUUGUACCAAAGACACAUGCAACGAAAAAAACGGCGACCAGCCAGUUAAAGUAAGGUUUUGCACAGCUUACCUGACGCCGUAUUGAAUGUAAGAAAUGUGGGAGGGUCAGGGAACUUCAUAGAACUGUGAAAUUAGUUUGGGUCCAAUUCUGUACAGAAAAGGAACAUUCAUUAUUAUUACUUUUUAUUUUUAUCUAAAAUUUUACCCCAUCUGUGGGGUUCUCCAGUUAAUUAGUUGCCUAUGAAGCACUUCAUUCCCGAACUGAUUCCUCUAUCCACAUGCUAAUUGUGUUAACGCUCUUAUUUAGGACAAAAAACAAGAGCACUAGUAGAUAAGCUAUGUUACUUCUUUUUUUUUUUUUUUUGCUUGUUUGUCAAAGUGUCAUCAACAGUAACCAAAAUGUUUUGUUCCUGUGUAGAAGGCUGUACGUAGACGAGGUCUAGUUCAUCCACAAAAUAUUAACUGAAUUGUCUUUUUAAGUACUGUAUAUACGAAAAACAUCAAUGAUAUAUCUCUAUCAAAGGUGAAAUGCCACUUUUCAAGAUUCAUUUUAAGCAUGAAACAUUUCUAUAGCUUCUCCUUGCAUUCAGAAAAUUAGAGGAAAAAUAGGAAAACCAAAAAAAAAAAAAAAAAAGGUUCUUGUUAUAUUUUUGUAUUAUAGCUGCCUGCUCGCUUUUCCUGAUGGUUUGGAAGUAUUUGCUGGUCGGAUUCUCCAAAUGGAGGGAAGGAGUUUUGGGUUACAGAGAAUUUAUUCCAGACAAAAUGCAACACAGUCGAAUGUCUAAAGUCGAGUCUAUAAGAGAAUGAGAACAGGCCGUCUUUAGCACAGAUAGGGACGUGGAGAUGAGAGGGCUGAUGAGGAACCAGCCGCGGUGUUGUCAUAGACGCUGUAAGAAAGCCAAAGCCACUCGAUUCCGUCGUAGGCUGAUCUAGAUUCAGCACUAUGCGUUGCCUUUUUUUGGUCCUCCCGGUUUUCACACAUAUUCCUUCUUUAACCGUGAAGCGGGUUGAAUUCUGCAUUUCCUGGGAUUGGCAUCACUUCCUCAGAGGUUCCCCUGCUCAUCUUAAUCUGCCUGGUCCACAGCAAUUGUUGCUCACUAAAAACACACAGCGUUACAAAGUUCGGGCCACCAACUGGCAGCGUGUCCGACCUUUAACGAUGCAUGUUGCCUGUGUAUGCGUCCCUCUCUGCUGCCUGCUCCGAGGGAACUCUGCCAUUCCCAGGAAUUUCAGAAUUCGGCCUGAAUUCACGCAUUUAGUGGGCAAAUGUAAUAAAAAAUACUUUAUUGAUGCUGAAUUCAGGUUAGUGUGAAGUGCUCCUUCGCAUAAUGAUGAUGGUGAUGCAGAGCUGUGGUCUUUGUGUACCAUGUGAUUGAAUAACGGCGAGUGCUACAUACAGUAUAUAAAGUAUAUAUUUUUACUGUUUUCCAUUUUGUCUAAAAAGGGAGAAAUGGUGCUUUUUUCUGAAAGGAGAACAACGAGUAUCCAUGAUUCUUAUUUGACUUCUUUAGUCUAGUUGUAGCCUAAUGACUUGCUCUCCCCUGCCGUCCAUAGCUAUUUUCCUAGUAGUGAUUCGUUUUUGUAAAUACACUAUAAGUUAAUAUGUAUCUUAUAAAUGUUAGAUAUAUGUAUAGAAUACUAUAUCUUCUAUGUUUGAAAACAAAAGCACUUUGUCCAAAAAGAGAAAAAAAAAAGAAAAAAAAGAAGCAUUUUUUUUCUUCCAUUUGCUGCUAAAAGGCCUGGUGUGAAUGCUGCAAGUGUACUUGAUGACUACUUGCUCGGAUUGGUCUAUUACCUGAAGCGGCUAGGUCUAUAAACUAGCGAGAAGAAGGUGUAGAGUCGUAUGUCCUGACGAGGGUUGGAUCUACGUGUUUCUGGAGUGUCGUAGUGAUGCCAGGUGAUACGUGAGAGCGAAUCAUUGCUACAGGCAUUGAGAGACGAUAGAUCUAUAUCCUGGUCAGAGACGGUGUGGACAGUGUGUGUUUGUGGUCUUAAAAAAAAAUUAGGGUUUUGAUUCCAGGGCCCCUACAUUGAUCCUGAUGCUGAGCCCCUUGGCGUCAUGAUCCAUUUGCCUUCAGUAGAGGUUUCCUAUGGAAAAACUGAUUCUGCUUUGGCUUCCUCUUCAGGGUGAUGUACAGUGUAGACACAUUUCUCCAGAGAGCUAUAUUGUUAUCAUUUGUAAACUGAUUUCUACUUGUGACUUAAUGAGGAGGGGGUUUUAGCCUGGGACGGCCAGGAAGAGCUCGUUUGAAAAGAUCUUCCUGGCCGCCUUGGGGGAAGUUACUAUAUCACUGUACUGUAUGGCAAGCCAAUUACAAAUGAAGACUCAAUCCGGACACUUAUUGCCUUCUUAAAUAACUUCACAAACAAAAACAAUAACACGGCAGACAAUUCAGCGUCCCAGGGUGUGCGCCUGAGGUUUAUGAUAUUGUUCUACCAAUAUACGGACAACAACAACAACAACAACAACGACGACAACAACAAAUCCAUUCAGCCUGAUUCGCUCAAAACAACCUUGAUUGAAGUAGCAGACGUGGCAGAACGUGCCUGAAAAACGGCUUCAAAAGCUUGAGCUCAUUGUGCCGAGUCAUUUCCUUUGGGACAGCAUUUGACGCCUCUUUUUUUCAGCCGCGGUUUUGCCCCGGUCUGGUCGCGGGUCAGCAGCGGUCAAAGGGUCCGCUGGCUGACGGCCGGCGGAGAAAUGCGUCGCGUGUGUUUUGCUGCCGAUCACGAGGCUGGUUCAAGAGAGAGUCCUCACAGGUUUUUACAUUUAGCAUGAGAGGCGCAAGCUGUGCAACUUUACAUUCAAACCAGGAGACUCUGUGGCAUUUUUAAACCGUCAAGGAAAUGAGUGAAAAUCCACGCCAGUAAAACUAUUCCUUAUUCUUUUUUCUUUUUUUUGAUUUCUGAUAAAUCCUAUUCAGUCAACUAUUAAGCUAAUAGAGUGUGUAACAUUGUGCUACUCUUGUCCAAUACAAGCUAAGUGGAUCCAUAAAGCUCUUCUUCAGCAAAUCAGGGUAAUAUCGUUCUUCUAUCUGACAUACUGUAUGUGACGACAUAGAAAAUCAAAAGAAAAUAUAUUUAUAUUCCAGUUAUUGUCGCCAUUCUUUACUCUGUACAAAAUAUUGUACGUGUGUGUGUGUGCGUGUUAUGAAUUGUCAAUGUCAAUCACUAUGGUGCAAUGAUCUCUACACAAAGUUUAAAAAAAGAAAAGAAAAAAAAACCGGCCAACGGAUUUGUCACGAGAAUUAAAACACAUUCUCUGUUCUUCUCCAAAUCGGUAUUGAAACAAACAUUUUCCUCCCACAGUUCUUUGGACUCUCGGCUGAGACGCAGCUGGUGUAGUCUCUCACGUGGUGCUGAUUUGUUUUGGGGGUUUUUUUUGUGUUUGGUUUUUUUUCUAUCAAAAAUUCACGAGUGAAAUUAGCACCUGUCACAAAAACGCUGAUUAUUGUCAUCAGACCAGACAAACUCUCUCAAUCACUUUCAUUGAUUCUGUCAGUUAAUGACAUGUUGGAUCAAUCAGAGGCAGAUUCACAGACUGAUGCUUUCUGUAUUAUUGACUUGUAUGAUCAUUACUGUUCAUUGUACCAUUCUUUCUUUUGUAAAAGCCAGACUCCUGGAUUUGAUGUCACUGCACAGAUACAAUGAAGGGUCUUUAUUCCAUUCGAUGACCAUACUCAUAACUGCCGAAAUAAUUCAGUAUAUAUCUGUAGUCUGUUGCUUUAGGACAUUACUUUUAUCACCUAAAAUGUUAACUUCCAACCUCAAGAGGAAAAAUUUGGUUUUGUUGGUUUUAUGCAGUGUUUUAGAUUGUAUACAUUCAAUUAGUUCAUUCAAAUAAAAGUGACAAAAGAUUAAAAUCAUUAUACAUUAUGGUUUUUGGAGUCCACUUUAGCACCUUUUAGCCCAUUUGCUUUAGUUUAAUGGCAGAAAAUAAACGUUAGCGGCUGUUUACAGUGGAAAAAAGUUCUGAUAAUGUUUACUCAUAUGUUUACCUGUAAAUUUUGCGUUGUGCUCUCUCUACAAAUUCUAUAUCUGUAAUAUCACUUUUACCAAAUAUUCUUCGUAAGCUGGGUUUUUGGGGGACAAAACCAUCGUAAUAAAUGACCUCAUUACUGGCUGUACUGUCAAAUCUCAGAGUCUGGCUUCAACUUUUAUUUUUCUCCGAGACAUUUCAAAUCCUAUUCAAAGACGUUUGUUGCCCUAAAACAACAACAACAACAACAACAACAACAAAAGCUAAUUAGAUGCAUAAACAGAAGUGUACUCUGUGACAAAAGAUGCAUUUGGAAUGGUUUUAUUUAUUUUAAUGUUUUUAAUGCCAAGUCCCUGCACAGAACUAAGAGAAUCUGGUGAUGUUUGCCGUUCUUGCAGAUGGAUGAAUAUUUUGGCCAACAUUCAUCGUCACAAGGUUGUUGUUGCAUGACUUUUUGGGCUCACUGUACUCUCAGUCGAAUGAUUUCAAACCUGCUGCUAUUGAAUUGAGCACAAAGAGACUUUAGAUUUUGGUUUUGGGUGUCCAUGACAUUAUUAUAGUGUGUUAUUAUUGUUAUUAUUAUCAUUAUUACCACCACACACACCCAGUUUUUUUUUUUUUUAUACCCCUUUCCGCACUUUUUCUUUCCUUCGACAGUCAAAAGACCAACAGCGUUUCUCACCUUGCACUUGGUUGUACAAUGGAGAAAAAAAAAAAAAGGAUAUUUCGAAUAUGAUGCCUGCUGAACCAGGUGCCUUAAUCAAAUAUAUGAGAACACAAAUCUGCACAUUCUGACAGUCUGGAGAGGGUUUCCCGACAGAAACAAGGGGGCUGGGUUUCCCAAAACCUGAACUUGAAAUAGAACAAACAAAAAAAGAAAGAGAAUUGAAUUCCAAAUCAAUAAGAUUUCUGUAAUAAUCAGGUUUUAACAGCAAAUGAGUGGAGUUUUACUAAGAAGAAAAAAAAAGAAGCGUAAAUGACAAUGUGUGAACUAAAUUGUUUUGGGAAACCUGGUUCUGUUUUAAACUCUUUCUCUGCCCACUACGCCACGUUCUUGUGUUUUCUGUUUUGGCUGCUGCUGCUAUCACCGCUGGUGUUUCGAUGUGGACAAGAGCAAACUUCCGCUGUGUCUGAGGCAGAGGGAGACUCGGGCCUGCUUUUUUUAAAAAAAAAAACCGACUCACUUACAUACAAAGCGUUCUUAUUGUUCUCCUUGGGUUUCGCGACGUGCGGCACUGUGCUGUAGCCUCUCAAGACCUCUUUCGAGUAAGAUUUCAAAAAGAAAAAAAAAAAGAAGAAGAAGAGAAAACACACACGACAGAACUUUCAGUUCCUUAACUUUGCUAUUUAUGAAGUGCCAGAACCUCCUCGAAGUCAGUGUUGGCACUGAGUCGCAGGUCGCGAAUGAAGCGACAAACUGAGCAGGAGGUAAACUGUGGUGCUAAUCUGUCAGUGGCUGGGUGCUAACAUGGCUGCGUUUAAAAAGCUGUAUUAGCCAUAUAUUAUUCCUUCUGUUGAUGACUCUGGUCAGUCUCGUGUGUCUGACUGCUGCACUGCUGUACGCUGACAUAGCGAGGUAUAAUUCUGCUGCUGCUUUGCCGAUUAAUGUAGUCUUAUUGUUGUCAGGAUCCAGAAAGAUCAUGAAUGUUGUAUCUUUAUACGGCCGCUGUCCUUCUUUUAUGUUUAAAACUUUUUUUUUUUAAAUAUUGAGUUUAUAGUUUGAUAUUUAUGCUCUGAGUCUCAAAUGUUGCUUUGUUUUCCUAAAUUAUAUUUUAUCGCCCCCCUUUUUUUUUACCCUGAUCCUCGUGUUCAUUCCAUUUGUUUUGAUAUUUAUUUGUUUGUCCUGUAAAUUCAGACUCUCUUUGUUUUAACGAGACUUUAUAGCUUUUCCGCUGAAGCGGGCUUUGUCCUGAGUCAGCGACUUCACAACGUGAGAUUCACAGACACAGAUCAGAGUCACAGUGAAACACACGUGUCAUUAUAAUCACAUAACUGCUAAAUGUGUUGUCUUAAAGUUUUAUAACAUGUUAUUAGAUGUACACAGAUUUUUAACUAACUGUUUCCAGUGACAGGGAAAAAAAAUCUAUAGAUCAGGUUAAGAAAUUGUGAAUUGACAGAAAUACAUUUAAUGUAGAAAUUUGUCAAUUAAUUCAGUUUACAGCUGCAGAUUUUACUCCAGUAAACAAAAUGUUGAUCAUUUUAGUCAUUUUAAAGCUAAUGCCAUUUCCUCUUUCAAUCAACUUCAUAUUACUUAUUAUUAUGUCACUGUAUUCUGAUAUUUUUGUACGCAAAAUUAAGUAAUUUAUCAGCUGGAAAAAUGGACGGCAGAUUACAUAAGCUAUAUCUAAUUAGCCAUGUUAGCAUAACAGCUGUUGACUCGUCAAAAGUUAAGCAUCAAUUUUGAAAUCGUUUUUUUUAUAACUAUUACUGUGAUUUAUUUGCUCCUUCAAACGUUAACAUGGAUCAUUUUAGAAUCCCUAAAAUAACAUUUAAUUGAUUGUGAGAAAAAAAACAAACUAUGCAUGUAUUAUCAUGAUGAUUUUUAUAGCUUUCCUUGCUGUUGCCAAUAGCCAGUUCCAGACUGGAAACUCUUAAUUUAUUGAAUUGUUACGGACAUGAAAGUCCAUAAACACAGAGGUCAAGUGCCGAACACUUCAAUGCACAGUUAUUUUGCACUUUAAAAUUAGCCAACUAAUGUAAGAUUAACAGAAUUAUCUGAGGACAAAAACUUAAUCAGAGUUAUUUGGAAAAGUGAUGCCACUUUAUUUUCUCUAUGUCCAAAAGAAGCCAGAGGUUCACAUUUCUUUGAAGUUUCAUUGUGACUUUGAGUAAUUGUUGUCUGUGAAGCCCAUGGAGUGUGUUAUUUGAGGUUCGAUGUGAUCAGAAGGGAGAGUUAAUCCCUAAACCAGGCUCAGCAAACAGAAUCUAACCUCGACAUACAUUUUUAAAGUCAUGACUCUCCGCAGCCUUAGAGCUCAGGUCAGGAUUGCCUGCGCUCUCUAACUUAAGUUUGGGGAAAUUUGACAAAAAAACAGACAAAUUGAUAAUGAGCGUUCGAUCAUGUUUUCUGGGAAAACUUCACCGCUGCACCAGAGAGGUUUCGCUCCUUCUGAGUGUUUGUUUUUCCUUCAGAAGGGCUUUGGUCCGCAGUCGUCUCGUCAGGGAGCUCCUAAGAUAAGACAGGAGUCACUAAAGGCUGGUGGGCAGAGACUCUUCACCCUCCUCUGCAACGAAUGAUGGGGAGACUUUUGAAUCCUCAUCUGCAGACUAAUCUAUUCAGGCGAAAGACAAAAAAAAACAAACAACAUCCUCGAUAAUAACAAUAAAAACCCCCUCUUUCUAUAUUUACUCACGUGCAACUCAUCAUCCAACACUGCAAUGAUUUAUAUCUCCUUCCAGACUUGCCAAAAUGCAUGACGUGGGAGACCGUUAUCAGAAAUAUGUAACGUGAAACGUGCGUUCCAUUUCUUUUCCUUUUUCACUUUUGAUAACAAUGACAGACAGUGAGACGAUUUUAUAGGAAACCCAACCAUACAAGUCCAAACAUGUAGAGGAUGUGGGAUGUAUCGGUCACUCUGAGCUCCACAGCUACAUGCCAUUGUUAUGAUGCUUCUGGUCUUGUAUGGUAACUUAUAUGACUAGAUCAACAGCAUGGGAUCUUUCUGUAGUUAGUCCUGUGUGUGUUCCUCUCACCAGUCUCAGUAGGAAGGCUGUACUUCAUUGCUAAGUGCUCUAUAAUAGAUCUCUUGGUGAUUAUAAUUUCAUAAAAAAGCGAAACCUGCAGAAAGUGUAUCCUGCUGAAACUAACUUGACCCUCUCUUUAGCAAUGACGUCUAUAUUUGUAGUUCACAUAUAUGCCUGUUCUAUUACAAUAUCUUGACAGUUGUUAUAUUUAUGUUGUGUAAUAAAUGUCGUGCUGGGUUUAUACUUUUGUUUUAACUCACUUUUUUGUUUUGCAUUGUGUUUUUCUUUUCUUUUCUUGGAGGCACAAUGGGUGGCUUUAUGCACAGGCAUGAAAAUGUAAAAAAACGAGACAUUUUUUUUUUUGGUUUGUACUGUAACAGCUCAUUCUGUUUCAGAGCUUCUGACAGUUUUGUCUCUGGCUGCUCCACAUCCUGUAGACACCUGCCCAGAAUCUCUGUUGUGUUAUUGUGCCUCUCUUUCUCUUUUUUUCUUUCUUUUUUUUUUUUUUAAAUAAAAAAAAUUAUUAUUUCUCUGUUGUAUCAGCCAGGAGUUGGUACCACAACUUUGCUUGUAACCACAAUAGUCCGAUUAUGUUUAUUGAUUUUAAUAUCAAAAUAAUAAAAUCCAUUAGCACCCCCA